Molecule: messenger RNA, 1002 nt
Organism: Linum tenue
Lineage: Eukaryota; Viridiplantae; Streptophyta; Magnoliopsida; Malpighiales; Linaceae
Source: the annotation of a GenBank genome assembly
CCCAUCACCGCCGUCCACGUGUCCACCGAGUCGGACUCGGUGCUCUUCUAUAAUACCUCGGACGAGUUCCCUGACACGUGGCACAAGCUGGGCGCACCGCUCGUUGAUCCGGCACGGGUCGUAGAACCAGCUCAGCCAGGGCAGGUAAUCGGACCAGUUGAACGCGCCCAACAGGUCGAACCCUUCGCGAACCAUCUCCUCCAGCCGGUCCAGCUCCAACUUAUCCUCCACGGCGUCGUACCGCUUCCCGAAGACGCUCCCCAUUAUGUUGUUGAGCGACGCCAGCUGGAGGUGGGGACGCAGCUCCACGCGUCCCCGCGCCGUCUGCUCGACGGCGACGCCGUCUAGCAUGGCGGCACACUCGGCCCGCCUCAUCGGCUCGUGCGCCGCGAUGCGGCGCGGGGAGAAGAGGUGGGCGGACGCGAUUUUCCGGAGGAGGCGCCAGUACGGGCCGUUGGGUGCGAACCCGAUGGCGCGCUCGAACAUGAGGCUGCGGGCCGACCGCUUGACGGGGCGGUCCGCGAAGCCGACCGAGGUGAGGAUCUCGCGGGCCGUGGCCGGGUCGGAGGAGACGACGAGCCGGGUGGAGCCGCCGAGGCUGAGGGCCAUGAGCUGUUUGUUGUUGGGCCCGGCCCAAGCCAUGGAGGCCAGGGUGCGGUGGGCCAGGCCGCGGCUGAGGGCGAAGAGGCUGCCGAAUAUUGGGAGUCCUCGCGGGCCUGGGAUUUGGGCCGGGACGCGGGAGGUGCGGCCGUGGCGCCAUGCGGAGCCUCCGGGGGUGAGGAGCCAGGUGACGGCGGCGAGGGAGAGGAAGGCGGCGAGGAGGGAGAAGAGGAGGUAGGUGGUUUCGCCGCCGGCGAGGAUGGUUUGGGAGCCGAGGAAUGCGGGGAGGGUGAAGAAGUACCAGUUGGUGUCCUUGGAGCUCAUGAGGAAGUUAUGGUGAUCGGUUGUUUCCAUUUUUUUUUUUUUGUGGGGAAAUGGGAAUGUGGGAGAAGAAGGGAGGAA